AAUAAAAAUAUAGCGAAGCCGUGAUUUUUUUAAAGGUUAAAAUAAAAGUGUCGUGUUAGUGAAUGUUUUAAGAAAUUUAGUGAAUAAACAGUGGUUUUUUGUGUAGUGUAUAAAGAGAAGUUUGUAAAACUUCGAGUACUUAAGCUUUUCAAACCCUCCACCAAAGAAUGCCAUAAAAACCAAAGAUGGCGCCGAAAACGCUUAUCCUACUCAUACUAACAAACAUCAUCAUCGCAAGAACCCAAGACAUAACAUCAGACGAAACAAGACCAGUCAAUAAAGACAGCGAAGAAAUACAAGAAGACACAACAGCAGCAGUAGACGAAGAAGAAUAUAAAACGACUACAGAAUUCAUUGUCACUGAUGAAGAUGGUGACGGGGAUACGAAGAACGCAGACCCUGAAAGUAUAGAAACGGCAACAGAAGAAUCAAAUGUUGAUGUUACAGCUAGUAGUUUAAACAAUGUCUUGGACGAUUCAGAGAGGAACCUCCAUUCUAAUUUGACUAAUAAUAUUGAUACGUCCACCAAGACUGAAACCAUGCCAAUGCAAGCUACAACCAGAUCUAUGGAGGAAGAAAGUCCACCAAAGACCCAGGAAUCGGAAGAAGAAGUGGAGACGCCUGGACAAAGGAAUCCUAAGGCUGAUACUGAUUCAAAACCGCCUCUAGACAAGCGAAACUUCGACUCCCAUCCAGCGGAGUCCCCACCACAAACCACUCGCUCAGUCGUCCGAGGCUGGCUUCAAGAUUGCUGGAUCAGACCUCCUGCUGGGAUCAUGGUACCUUUGAGAGCCACUGCCUUGGCAAGAGCUCUGGCUGUAUGGGGAGACUUAAAUGUACCAGCGUUGAAUCUGACUCAUGUGUUGGUCAUGGGAUAUGAUUCUAAUGGUGUAAACUGGAGAUCAAGACAUAACCUUCAACCAGCAAGCAAUAGCCACGAGAAAACGGUUGCGGAGGCAUUAUCUAAGUUGUUGCUCAAAUAUCAGGGCGUAAACACAGAUGCAACUAACGACGGCACAAUGAGAGCGUUAGCCACUGCAGCCAAGUUGGUACCGUACGACAGUGCUCUGUUUGUGGUGACAGACAAAGGACCCGGUGAUCCUCAGAGAUUGCCACUGGCUUUGAGAGCACUGGUGGAGAAGCGGUUGAAGGUGUACACAAUCUGGACAGACCCGAGCCAUCCAUCAACAGAAUCUGAGGAAGCUCUCCAGGAGUUGAGGAACAUCUCCAAACACACUGAGGGAGAACUCAUUGCUUACCCUUUACAAGUCAUGGAUAUGGAUGGAGCCAGCAAUUUGGCAGCAGAAACAGAAUUGGAGCAAUGGAACCCUUUGGACAUUAAGCAAGGCAGACGAGGCAGGUUGAAUAGUAACUUGGAAAUGGAGAAAUUUGAUUUGCUGUUGGUACGUCGAGGAGGCGGUCAGGCCAUAUCCUUGGGCUUUCCAGUCGAGAAUGGAGUGACAGCAUUGAGGAUAUUCAUCGAAGGCGCAGUAGAACACGCUGUCUUGUACCCACCGAACGAUGGUCCUCAAAUCGAUCUAUACAAUAUAACAUCAGUGGCUACUUUCUCUCCGCAUUCAAGAACCGAGGGUCUGUCUCCGAGGGACGUGUACCUCAUAUUCGAUGGUGCACAGUAUGAUCCUGACGCAUUAUCAGUCCUACCAGCCAGAACAGCCGCAGAAAUCGAAGCAGCCUUCGUGGGCAUGUGGCAUCUGAGCGUGCGAUGCGAUACGUGUGACUAUCGGCUCUGUGUGUCUGCUAGAGCAUCUAUACACUUUGAUGUAGAAACUAAUACUCCUGAUACCCUGAAAUUCCGCAUAACGGGUCCAGUGGCAAGUGUGAGGGAAUCACAACUAGUUGACGAAUAUACUACAGAAUUAGCAAAGUUACCAUUCAGCUACCAACCCCUGGCAGGAGACGGAAAGAAUGAAGAAAAGGAUCCUACAGUCAAACUGGAACCUGAAGUGCCGUUACCAGCAUUGAAGGUUAACAAAGUCUACGCCAAAAUAGUCGGGCGGGAUUUGAAAGGGGAGCCCUUCAUCCGUCUAUCAGGACCUAUAAACCAGCCGGAGAUCCGCAUGGGUCGUUCAGCAUCCAUCCUGACAGACUACUCCAAUGAUAUGGAUAGAAUGGACGAGGUAGACCCGAGGGCGUAUAGCGCUCAGUUAGUGUACAAUGACAGCGCACAGCCUUAUAAUAGGGCUGUUUCGCAGAUCGUAAGCCAGCAAGGAACAUUGCUGACCAGUAUACAAAUUGGUCUUUCAAGCAGAUUAUACGGCGCACCAGGAGAAAACUUACAGCUACACUUUGAAGUAACCAACUACAGGGAACAAACUGUGAGGUUCAAUUUCGGAGCAUCAGGUGAACUCAGAUUCCUGACUGGCAUCAGCCCUACAGCACAAAACGUGGGAUCAGGCCAGACAGUCAACGUGAUAGUCAGUUUGACCAUCCCAUCGAAUGCACAGCCAGGGUUGCGAGACACCAUCACAUUCACUGCUUAUGGCAAUGGCAACGAGCAAGUCUCCCUAUCAGCCUAUGUCUACGUGGCGAACUCAGCAGCUCCCACAGACACGUGGCCACCAGAGCUACGCCACACCUUCCAGGGUACAUGCUUAGGAAGGACUGGGGAUGACUGUGCACAGCACACUUGGGCUACUACUGUCGUGGCGAGGGAUGCUCUUUCUGGUCUACUCCGCAUCUCCUCCUCCCCAAUAGGAGUGAUGUACAGCAGUGACUUCGUGUCAGGCACUCGUCAGGAAGUCAUGGCAAUCUACCGAGCCACCUGCUGCGCUCCAAGAGUCGUCAUCAACGCCGUCGACGCUUACGGCAACGCUAAUAGUUAUACUAUUGAUAUUUCUGGUUACCUAACCGACGCAGCAAUAGCAGCGAUCGUCCUAGGCGUAUUACUAGGCAUAGCUUUAAUUAUACUGCUCAUAGCAUCAAUCGUAUGGUGCGUUCGCAAGAGGAAGGAAUCUAGAGAAUUACCUUCCUAUAACACUUCUAGAAAUUAAGAAGAAAGAAGAAUUAUAAUAUUAAAGUUAUUGAAGACGCAAUCACAUUUCGAAAAUUUCACACUAGAGGAUUUUUAGCUCGGUUUUUUUACGGGUCGGGUUGUAACAGUGUCUUCAUAAUGGCGGAGUUUUGUCGUGCGUAAAAAUCUGUCGCUCGGUUUUAAAAGCAUUUUUCUUUCGAAUGUUGUCAACUGUUUUUUACAAACAGAGCGUAAAUAGGCUAGUCUGAAAAUGCUAUAAGGCCGUACUCGCGCUUACACCAGGAACCGUGUGAAAGGUUUUUUAUCCGUCCAAAAUGUGACGCGCGUAAAAAAACCGAGCGACAAUAUUGCCAUGCCAAUUUUUAGCAAAAAAACGACGUAUUAAAAUUAAAACUUAUUAAGUAACUGUAUGUGAUUAAGUCGAAGUGAUUAUGUUAAUUUAAGUUACCUUUAAACUAAGUUAGGUAAGUUAUAGUUAAAAUAUAUUUAAACAUUAAUUGCAUCUAUAGAUGCUAACAUGACGUGUUAUGAAGAUGGAACACGACCCUCGUUGACCUAAAAAUCUUUUUAUACAGGUAAAAUUCUUUCAAGGGGAAAAGUUCAGAAUUUGAACAGCCUAACUACAAAAAGUUAAACAUCUGUUGAACACUUGUCUAAAAAAGUGUGGCUGCAAAACGGACCAUAUUUCAUCGUCAUAAUCUGUCUUUUUUUAGACAAGUGUUCAACCGACGUUUAAAAACGUUUUUUUGUGGUAUGACGCGACGGUUAAUGUCUAACUCGAAAACGCCCAGUCCAACACAGACACAGAGAAUUUUUUUUUAGAUAGCUGGCCCAAAUUUAUUAUUUCACUAGAGGUCUAACUAUAGACAAAAGUUUUAAAGUCAUUUUCGUCCGAAGUCUAGAACGGCCGAAAAACAACGCUUUUUGGGAGUCGAACUACCGUGUCCAAAUGAUAAGAAACUUUUCAAAUAUUUUUAUCGAAUGUAUGCUUUCAAUGACUCAGAUCAGAUCCCCGGAACAGUUCAUCUAUAUUCUAUUCAUCUAUUGGAUGCGGGUUACUAAAUUAAACAGCGGAUUUCCGUCCUUAGCAAGUCCCUUCAUACAUAUAAUUCGUGAACGGGGACCACAAAGAAUAACUAUAUGUUACUGCUCUUUCACACUAGCGGAUUGUAGGAGCGUUACUGCGGUACAGUCAACUCCAGGUCAGUGGUAACAGUUUUAUAGGAAAAUCGUACUUAUUACUAUUGAGUUAAGGUGCAUGACAGUUACCACUGAUGUGCGGUCUACCGUACAAGCGAUCACACCCGCCACCAAGUGCCUAAUAGCCGAUUAUCGGUUACUGCGGCUGUUCUCAUGUAAGGAGAUCAGCCAGCUGCGCAUGACAUAUUAUAAUGCACGAGCAUUUGCUUGGACUGCGGUGCACUCACUAUUCCUUCACUCUCAUUGCCCGAUGGAACAACAAUCCGACACGGGGAGAGAUCACGUAGGACCGACAUUAACGUGCUCUCCGAUGCACGGGUGUAUCAAUCACUAACUUCCAGGCUGCUUUACGAAAAGUAUCGCGCGUAGAUAAACGCGCGACAAAAUCUGCUAGUGUGAAAGAGCUGUAACAUAUAGUAGGUACUAAUAAUUUGAUUUAUUAUUUCGCUAAAUCAGAAUUUUUAAGAACUCGGUUAGCUCUAAAAUACGAAUUUACCAAUAUCAACUAAAAGGUGACGUACUUAAAAACAUUACCCUUCUCUUAGAAGUCGGGUAAUAAAUAUUACCUAGAUAAUAUAUUUUAGAUACAGUUUAUAAUUACAUAGUUCUUAGUCGUUUCCGCCAUGUUUGUUUUAUUAUUUAAGUAAUUUAAAUUUUUGACAAAUAUCGUGUUUUUAUUUAAUAGAUUUAUAUUUUUAGAAUAACAGUAGGGUGAAGGUUUUAAAAACUUUUUAUAAAUUUUAAAAAUAUACAGAAAUCUUUUUACAGCUAAUAUAGAAAAUCAAAGAAUAAUUUUAAAUCUACAUGUAAGCUGCUAAAAAUAAAAAAAAUACAAACACCCAAAUUAAUUACCACUUUAUUGGGAAGUCGGUUAAAAAUGAAAUACUUAUAAUAUGGAUAACAACCUUCACCCUACAAUUGUAUAAGUUUAAGUAUUUUCUACUAAUACGGGUAGUACAAUAAAAUAUUAUUAUUUUAAUAUUAACAAAAGAUAAAAAGCCAUAUUUUGUAAAAAAGAAAAUCAAUUUUAUGAAAUAAACUUUAAAUGGAAAAUUAA
Helicoverpa armigera (cotton bollworm) is the source of this 5249-nucleotide messenger RNA. RefSeq lists its product as uncharacterized. NCBI's taxonomy places the organism in Eukaryota, Metazoa, Arthropoda, Insecta, Lepidoptera, Noctuidae. The record is from RefSeq and is a predicted model, not a curated record. Bases 186 to 3011 code for a protein of 941 amino acids. The transcript is spliced from 20 exons.